Molecule: messenger RNA, 2121 nt
Organism: Oncorhynchus keta (chum salmon)
Lineage: Eukaryota; Metazoa; Chordata; Actinopteri; Salmoniformes; Salmonidae
Product: G-box-binding factor-like
Exons: 4
Coding region: 1-2121 (706 amino acids)
Source: RefSeq, a predicted model, not a curated record
AUGGAGGUGUCUGAUGAUCCAAAAGGACCUCCACCACCACAGCUCAGCUGCAAGGCCAGCGCCUUCCCCAGCACCAAUGCCCGCCCCAGUCUCAGUCCCAGCACCACUGCCCACCCCAGCCUCAGACCCAGCACCACUGCCCACCCCAGCCUCAGUCCCAGCACCACUGCCCACCCCAUCCUCAGUCCCAGCACCACUCCUCAGUCCCAGCACCACUGCCCGCCCCAGCCUCAGACCCAGCACCACUGCCCGCCCCAGCCUCAGACACAGCACCACUGCCCGCCCCAGCCUCAGACCCAGCACCACUGCCCGCCCCAGCCUCAGACCCAGCACCACUGCCCGUACCAGCCUCAGACCCAGCACCACUGCCCGUCCCAGCCUCACGCCCAGCACCACUGCCCGCCCCAGCCUCACGCCCAGCACCACUGCCCGUACCAGCCUCAGUCCCAGCACCACUGCCCGUCCCAGCCUCACGCCCAGCACCACUGCCCGUACCAGCCUCAGUCCCAGCACCACUGCCUGUACCAGCCUCACGCCCAGCACCACUGCCCGUCCCAGCCUCACGCCCAGCACCACUGCCUGUACCAGCCUCAGUCCCAGCACCACUCCUCAGUCCCAGCAGUGCAGCCUCAGUCCCAGCACCACUGCCUGUACCGGUCUCAGACCCAGCACCACUGCCUGUACCAGCCUCAGACCCAGCACCACUGCCUGUACCAGCCUCAGACCCAGCACCACUGCCUGUACCAGUCUCAGUCCCAGCACCAUUGCCUGUACCAGCCUCAGACCCAGCACCACUGCCUGUACCAGCCUCAGACCCAGCACCACUGCCUGUACCAGCCUCAGACCCAGCACCACUGCCCGUACCAGCCUCAGACCCAGCACCACUGCCUGUACCAGCCUCAGACCCAGCACCACUGCCCGUACCAGCCUCAGACCCAGCACCACUGCCCGUACCAGCCUCAGUCCCAGCAGUGCAGCCUCAGACCCAGCACCACUGCCUGUACCAGCCUCAGACCCAGCACCAGAGCCUGUACCAGUCUCAGUCCCAGCACCAUUGCCUGUACCAGCCUCAGACCCAGCACCACUGCCUGUACCAGCCUCACGCCCAGCACCACUGCCCGUCCCAGCCUCACGCCCAGCACCACUGCCUGUACCAGCCUCAGACCCAGCACCACUGUCUGUACCAGCCUCAGUCCCAGCACCACUGCCCGUACCAGCCUCAGGCCCAGCACCAUUGCCAGCCUCAGGCCCAGCACCACUGCCUGUACCAGCCUCAGUCCCAGCAGUGCAGCCUCAGUCCCAGCACCACUGCCUCCUCACGCCCAGCACCACUGCCUGUACCAGCCUCAGACCCAGCACCACUGCCUGUACCAGCCUCAGACCCAGCACCACUGCCUGUACCAGCCUCAGACCCAGCACCACUGCCUGUACCAGCCUCAGACCCAGCACCACUGCCUGUACCAGCCUCAGACCCAGCACCACUGCCCGUACCAGCCUCAGACCCAGCACCACUGCCUGUACCAGCCUCAGACCCAGCACCACUGCCCGUACCAGCCUCAGACCCAGCACCACUGCCCGUACCAGCCUCAGUCCCAGCACCACUGCCAGCCUCAGGCCCAGCACCACUGCCUGUACCAGCCUCAGUCCCAGCAGUGCAGCCUCAGUCCCAGCACCACUGCCUGUACCAGCCUCAGACCCAGCACCACUGCCUGUACCAGCCUCAGACCCAGCACCAGAGCCUGUACCAGUCUCAGUCCCAGCACCAUUGCCUGUACCAGCCUCAGACACAGCACCACUGCCUGUACCAGCCUCAGACCCAGCACCACUGCCUGUACCAGCCUCAGACCCAGCACCACUGCCUGUACCAGCCUCAGACCCAGCACCACUGCCUGUACCAGCCUCAGACCCAGCACCACUGCCCGUACCAGCCUCAGACCCAGCACCACUGCCCGUACCAGCCUCAGACCCAGCACCACUGCCCGUACCAGCCUCAGACCCAGCACCACUGCCCGUACCAGCCUCAGCCCCACACCUUUGCUCCUCUCGUCCCACUUGGCUGUGGCUGGAUGUUCGCUCUGCUUUGUGGGUUGCUCCUCUGCCACAAGCCUAGCAACAGUGUGA